CUUACGAAAGCGGUAGUAGCGCCUCACCCGACGGUGUGUCAGACGCGGCUCCUCCAGAAGUUUUGCGCCCGACCCCGAUCACCUCACCCGGACUCUCAAAUCUGCGUCAAACCCCUCAUCAUUUCACGGUUCUUCUGGGUUAUGGAACUGGAUAAAAUGGACGAAAACGACUGGAAAUAUCACGGGGAGGGCAACAAGAGCCUGGUCGUGUCUCACUUGCAGCACUGUCGAGUUCUUCGUCUGCUGAAGUUUCCCUCUGAAGACUCUGCACAUACACGACAGACCGCAGAACAAGCUUUUCGACACAUCCUAAACAUCGUGGAUUAUAGUAAAUAUGUCAUGAAGCCUUUACUGGAGGAGAAAUACGUUCACAGUGGAGAGGUUGUUAAACUACCACUGGACUUUGUGAGACAGCUGUCGCUGAAGGUCCAACAAGAACGACCUGAACUGCGCUGUGAUAAGGUCAUGGACACUUUCAGUGGGUGUGGUUUAUGCCUUCCCAACCUGACCCAACUUCCCCUCCACCAUCUCAGAGACCACAGACCUCCAAUCUGCGUUGAGAUUAAGCCAAAAUGUGGAUUUCUACCCUUUUCAAGACACAUAACCAAGGAAUGUAAGCGCAAAGUUUGCAGAUUCUGCAUGCAUCAGCAUUACAAGUUAGCCAAUGGGAAGUGGAAGCGAUUGAGCAGAUAUUGCCCUCUGGAUCUCUUCUCAGGGAGCAAACAGCGAAUGUUCGUUGCAUUAAAGAAUCUGUUAGAGGAACCACAAAACAACUUGAAAAUCUUUAAGGGUGGAGAGUUGAUAUUUAGCUGUAAAGAUGAUGCCAAGCAGCAACCCGAACUGAACGAUCUCAUUCAACACCUUCGGCCUUAUUUCUCUCAUAGUAACGGCCUCUAUAACGGCCACCAGCCAGGCAAAGUCAUCCUGAACGAGUUCAUUCAGGUGAUCUGCUCUGCUCUGCUCAGCGGCGGGGACUCGAAUCGCUCGGGAGAGCCCAGGAAGGUGCACCUGUCCGAGAGCAGGCCGCACUGUGAAGCCAGUCCCUUCCCAAGAGACCUGCUCCGCAACGGUAACCACGGCCUCCCUAAAGACAGUGUCCUUGCAAAAAUCCUCCAAGUCCAGAUGCUGGAUAACCUGGAUAUCGAAGGAAUCUACCCUUUGUACAAACGUGUGGAGCAGUAUCUAGAAGAGUUCCCGAAAGAAAGAAACCGACUGCAGAUAGAUGGGCCUUAUAAUGAGAGUUUCAUGGACACGGUGAAAAACUGUCCUGCUGAAGACGACGGCUCUGUAGAAUACGCAGUUGGAAGAUUUCAUUUUGUCACUUUCCAGGUUUAUCAGUAUAGAGUUGCAAUGACCGCCAAAGACUGCUCAGUCAUGAUCACGUUUGCACCCGACGAGGAAGACGAGGAACAGCAGUUGAAUCUGGAGAAGCCUCGUUUCACAUAUUCCAUCUCCAUCCUGGAUCUGGACCCCAAACCAUAUGAAGGCAUCCCUCACCAGUACAAGCUGGACACCAAAAUCGUCAACUACUACCUGCGGAGCACGCAAGCUCCGCCCCCCUCCAGCCUAUAUAAGGAAAGGCAGGAGUGUACGCUGCUCUUCCAUGCUGUAUGAGACACCUCCACAAGUGCUGCUAGGGAAAUACCCAGAAGUGCAGUUGAAGUAGUGAUACCGUUAGUUUUCUUCUUUUUGUUUGCUAUUCUGUCUAGUUUUUUGCCCUCCCACAGGAUUCCGCCACAUGAAGUUG
Messenger RNA from Carassius auratus (goldfish), 1747 nucleotides. Its product is annotated as inositol-pentakisphosphate 2-kinase-like. NCBI's taxonomy places the organism in Eukaryota, Metazoa, Chordata, Actinopteri, Cypriniformes, Cyprinidae. The record is from RefSeq and is a predicted model, not a curated record. Gene Ontology annotation, molecular function: ATP binding; inositol-1,3,4,5,6-pentakisphosphate 2-kinase activity. The transcript has 13 exons. Gene Ontology annotation, cellular component: nucleus. Gene Ontology annotation, biological process: inositol phosphate biosynthetic process. The coding region runs from base 142 to 1614 and encodes 490 amino acids.